AAAAAUAACAUAACCUCUUGUUUCUGACAUAACCUACCUGAAUCAGUCUCCCUUAGUUUUUACGUUUUUUUUUUGGAAGGUGUGAAAUAUUUUAAUCAGGGAUAAUGGUUAUUACUAAAAGCAGAGUGCCUGUAAGUGCUAAGAUAUUAGAACAAUUAAUUAACACCGUGAAUUCAUGUGUUGAAGUAGUGAAAAAAGAAAGGGAUGUGCGAACCUUACCCUAUCAUGGAAACAAAAUCUCUAAUGCUAUCAAGGAGCAGUUGAAUAAUCUUAUUGGCAAGUUUGUUAAAGACUUGAAUGGCAUUGUUCUUGGAUACAAAAAUAUUAAGAUUUUAUCUGAAGUUGGAUUCAUUGAUGAUGCUGCAUGUCUUAACUUUCCUAUAUUAGCAGAUUUCUACUUGUUCAAACCAACCCCGGGUAAAGAAUUACCAGCUAUAGUAACAAAAAAAAGUAAAGAUCAUGUAGGAUGUUUGGUAUACCACACUUUCAAUGUUUCAAUACCUAAAUCUGAAGCUGAGGUGAAUUGGGAAGGACACAAUGUAGAAAUUGGUCAAGAAAUAAUUUUCAGAGUAACUUUUGUCAAAUUAGAUUCAAGAAUACCUUAUAUUAGAGGAGAAUUUCUGAAAAAAUCUUCAGUUAAUAAGAGGAAAAAAUUCGAUGAAUGCGAUACAGCCACUCCUGAAACUGAAAUCAUAUGCCCUUCAGAAGAGGUAGACAUCAACUCUAGCUGUGAUGGAGUUGUGAAAAAGAAAAAGAAGAAAUCUCCUGAAACUGAAAGCAUAUGCCCUUCAGAAGAGGUAGACAUCAACUCUAGCUGUGAUGGAGUUGUGAAAAAGAAAAAGAAGAAGUCUCCUGAAACUGAAAGCAUAUGCCCUUCAGAAGAGGUAGACAUCAACUCUAGCUGUGAUGGAGUUGUGAAAAAGAAAAAGAAGAAGUCUCAUUGAAAAUGAAGAAUCUAAUUGUAACCAAGAUUUGAGGACUUAGGUAAUCAAGUACUUGUAUGUAGGCAGACCCCAAAAUUCAUUCCAACAAUCCAGAUACUGAAGGCUGUGAGGAUUCCCGAAUCCUAUUUGCUUAUCUAGUUAUAUUUGUACAUAAUGUAACUAUCAUGUCAAUAAAAAUUAAAUUAUUUCAA
This is a messenger RNA of Coccinella septempunctata (seven-spotted ladybird), 1135 nucleotides long. RefSeq names its product DNA-directed RNA polymerase I subunit RPA43 (gene Polr1F). The record is from RefSeq and is a predicted model, not a curated record. Gene Ontology annotation, cellular component: RNA polymerase I complex. Gene Ontology annotation, biological process: DNA-templated transcription initiation. The transcript has a single exon. NCBI's taxonomy places the organism in Eukaryota, Metazoa, Arthropoda, Insecta, Coleoptera, Coccinellidae. Bases 105 to 944 code for a protein of 279 amino acids.